CAGACGGCCGUUGAGGGGAUAUGGCGCUGCCUGCGGAGCCGUGGCGGGUGCAGGUGGUGCGGCGCUGGGAGGCUUUAGAGCCGGCGCAGCGGGCGCAGCUGUCGGGCGCGGCCCCGCUGCGGUGCUGCUGGCGGCUGCUGAGGCCCGAGGACGAGGCGCUGCUGCGGACACUAUGUGGGCGGCGGGGCGCGGGCAAGGAGGCGGCGGCUGCUCGCUUUUACCGCCUGGCCGGCAACGCGCGCUUCCGCCGGGGUGACUUCGUGGCCGCCGCCGCGCUCUACUCCAAGGCCGUGUCGCACGCAGCACCCGGCGGCCCCGAGCUGCCCCUGUGCUUCGCCAACCGCUCAGCCGCGCUCUUUCGUCUGCGGCACCUGCAGGUUUGCUUGGAAGACAUUGAGAGGGCUCUUUCCCAGGGCUACCCUGCCGGGCUGCAACCCAAGGUCCUGCUCCGGAAAGCGGAGUGCUUGCUGCUGCUGGGGCAGUCGCGGGAUGCGGCGGAGGCCCUCAGUGUGGUGGAGAGUCGGGUCGCUGGGGACGAGGGUCUGAUGGGUGCUGCACGUCACACCCUGCUGAGCCAGAUUGAGCAGCUCCGAGCACAAGCCCGUGAGCAGGAGAGUGACCCGGCGCCAGUGUCCGUGGCACUCGAUGAGGCCUGGGAGGGCCGGGUGUCCCUGGAAGAGAAUAGCCAUCUCCCGGGUGCAUCGUCGUCUGUGAGCUUGAGCUUUGAUGCUUCCAGGGGACGUCACCUGGUGGCUGCCCAGGAUAUCCUGCUGGGGGAGAGCCUGUUGAGCGAGGAGGCCUUUGUAAGCGUGCUUAACCCGGGGGAGUGGGUGCUGCCGCUAGACAGUGUUGAAACCACGUGGGAUACCAGCAUCACUAACGAGGACCUUUACUGUCACCACUGCUUAAAGCAGCUCUUGGCCUCCGUGCCCUGCAGAGGCUGUAGCUAUGCGAAGUACUGCAGCCAGGAGUGUGCGCAGCUGGCAUGGGAGCGCUACCACAGGGCAGAGUGCUCCCUGGGGGCACUGCUGCUCACGCUGGGGGUGUUCUGCCACGUUGCCCUAAGGACGGUUCUGGUGGCUGGAUUUGCAGAGGUUAGCAGGUUGGUGAAGCAGGCUUACAGAAAUGACCAGAAAUUUCACACCGCUGAGACUGGCAGGAAAUAUGCUGACGAGAUGCCAAACUCCAGAUCUGGUAGUGAGGGACCGUGUGAGAAAGGGGAGUCCCCAAUUCCUGGUUGUGAUGGCCGUGGGCAGUACCAGAGUUCUUACCAAGCUGUCUUCCAUCUUGUACCACAUGCUGAAAAGCACAGCCCUGAACACAAAUUUCUUUGCUGCCUGAGCAUAGUAGCGCUGUGCAAGAAACUGCAAGAAGCUGAUCUGGAGGCCACCUUCCUUGGGCAGGGCUCACCUGAGAGCCAGCACAAGGGAGAAGUGUGUGAGACGGUGUCCGCUGAGCUGGAGAUUCUGGGAGAGGCAAUGCUGAGGCAUAUGUUACAGCUACAGUGUAAUGCGCAAGCCGUGACUGGAAUCCAGGAGUCAGGGUCUGGAGAUGGCACUGUAGUCAACAGGGAGCAAGUACGUCUGGCCACAGCUUUCUUUCCUGUGCUCAGCCUUCUUAACCAUUCCUGCAACCCCAGCACUAGUGUGACGUUCAGUGGGACAGCUGUCACAGUCAGAGCUUCGCAGCCAAUUCCAAGAGGGCAAGAGAUUUUCCAUUGCUAUGGGCCUCACAGAUGCAGAAUGGGGGCUGCUGAGAGACGGCAGCGACUUCUUUCUCAGUAUUUCUUUGUGUGUCAAUGCCAGGCCUGCCAAGAGGAGUUAGGGUCUGAUAUCACCUGCAUACCAUCCACAACAGAUGCAUUUUGCUGUCCCCACUGCCAAGCUUCAAUGCAGGGGGAAGACCUGCUCCAAUGUUCCACUGGAGCCUGUGCACUUGCUGUCAGCAGGGAUCGUCUCUUGGGGCGGUUACGGGACCUUCAGGGGCGAGUCAGGAGAGCAUUGGAACUGCUCAAAGACGACAAGCUCGAGCAAGCUGUAGAGCUGCUGCUGAUGUGCUUGAUGGAUGCCAAGUGCUUCCUGGCCCCAAAGCAUAUGCUGAUGGGAGAGAUUGAGGAUCAUCUGGCUCGGGGUUAUGCCAGCCUUGGGAAGUGGCAGGAAGCAGCCAGACACCUACAGAGCAGUAUUCAGGUUGUGGAAGCAUGUCAUGGUUCAUCCAGUGUGGAAAUGGGUCACGAGCUCUUUAAGCUGGCACAGAUCCUUUUCAAUGGGUUUGCAGUGUCAGAAGCUCUGAGCACAAUUCAAAGAGCAGAGGAGGUUUUAUCGGUGCACUGUGGCUCUGGGAGUGCCCAGGUCCAGGAACUGAAAGAGAUGAAAGCCUGUUUGCUGGAGCUGCCCAGAAACCUCCUUCCCAGGACUGAAAAUCCAUAAUGAGGGGAGCUGCAGUACUGAGCUCUCACCAGGGAACUGAGUUCUAUGUGGUAAGGCAACCAUGCAGCACCACCUGGGGACGUGGAGCCUGGCUACAGGCUGGAUGAAUGCUGAAUUGCACUCAAGUGAGAGCCAGAGUGAAUGAAGUUGAACAAUGCUGAAAUGGGAAAGGGUCUCCAUGCGGCAUUGAUGGAAGGGAUGUCUUGGAUGCUGCUGUAUAAUUUCCUAAUGUUCUCUUGAGGCAAACACUUGAGAUCCCAUUAUACAACUUCCUGAAGUUGA
Molecule: messenger RNA, 2711 nt
Organism: Gavialis gangeticus (Gharial)
Lineage: Eukaryota; Metazoa; Chordata; Crocodylia; Gavialidae
Gene: SMYD4
Product: SET and MYND domain containing 4
Exons: 10
Coding region: 21-2429 (802 amino acids)
Molecular function (GO): protein binding
Source: RefSeq, a predicted model, not a curated record